Podarcis raffonei (Aeolian wall lizard) is the source of this 1530-nucleotide messenger RNA. RefSeq names its product oocyte zinc finger protein XlCOF6-like. The transcript has a single exon. The record is from RefSeq and is a predicted model, not a curated record. NCBI's taxonomy places the organism in Eukaryota, Metazoa, Chordata, Lepidosauria, Squamata, Lacertidae. The annotation marks the transcript as partial. Gene Ontology annotation, biological process: regulation of cytokine production; regulation of immune system process; negative regulation of transcription by RNA polymerase II.
GGGGAGAAACCAUUUAAAUGUAUUGAAUGUGGAAACAGCUUCAGUCAAAGUGGAGCACUUAGAAUACAUCAACUAACUCACACGGAGGAGAAACCAUUUAUAUGUUUUGAAUGUGAAAAGAGCUUCAAUAGAAGUGGACACCUUAGAAUACACCAACGAACUCACACGGGCGAGAAACCAUUUGCAUGUAUUGAAUGUGGAAACAGCUUCAGUCAAAAUAGAUACCUUAGAGUAAAUCAACGAACUCACACGAGGGAGAAACCAUUUAAAUGUGUUGAAUGUGGAAAGAGCUUCAGUGUAAUUGGAAACCUUAGAAGACACCAACGAACUCACACAGGGGAGAAACCAUUUGCAUGUAUUGAAUGUGGAAAGAGCUUCGGUAGAAGUGAACAUCUUAGAAGACAUCAACUAACUCACACGGGGGAGAAACCAUUUAAAUGUAUUGAAUGUGGAAACAGCUUCAGUCAAAGUGGAGCACUUAGAAUACAUCAACUAACUCACACGGAGGAGAAACCAUUUAUAUGUUUUGAAUGUGGAAAGAGCUUCAGUAAAAGUGGACACCUUAGAAUACACCAACGAACUCACACGGGGGAGAAACCAUUUGCAUGUAUUGAAUGUGGAAAGAGCUUCAGUAAAAGUGGACACCUUAGAAUACACCAGCGAAUUCACGCGGGGGAGAAACCAUUUAAAUGUACUGAAUGUGGGAAAAGCUUCAACAAGAAGGAUAAACUUACAUUACAUUGGCAAACUCACACAGUGGAGCAGCUUUAGUCAAUAUGGAACCUUAGGAAAUACCACUAAUUUACAUGGGGAGGUCUUAAUACAGUGGUACCUCGGGUUAAGUACUUAAUUCGUUCCAGAGCUCUAUUGUUAACCUGAAACUGUUCUUAACCUGAAGCAUCACUUUAGCUAUUCAGGCCUCCUGCUGCUUUCAUGCCGCCACCGCACGAUUUCCAUUCUCAUCCUGAAGCAAAGUUCUUAACCCGAGGUACUAUUUCUGGGUUAGCACUGUCUGUAACCUGAAGCUUAUGUAACCUGAAGCAUAUGUAACCCAAGGUACCACUGUAUAGUACUUUUUAGAGCAGUUUCUCAACCUGUGGGUCCCCAGAUGUUGUUGAACUACAACUCCCAUCACCCCUAGCUAGCAAGGCCAGAGCUCAGGGAUGAUGGGAGUUGUAGUCCAAUAACAUCUGGGGACCCACAAGUUGAGAACUGCUGCUGUAGAGGGUUUUCUGUUGGAAUUAUUAGAUUGUCUGAGAAGGCUCUGACCUUAUAGGCCCUUUGUCCAACUUUAAUUCCUUCUAUUCUAGGGUCUUCUCUUACUGCUUUCAAAUACACUUCCAGAAGUGUGAUAAAGAGGAGAGGAGAAAGAGGGCAGCCCUGUCUUGUUCCCUUAGAGAUAUUAAAAGCUUCUGAUGUUUCACCAUUUAUAAUUGGUCUGACCUUUUGGGAAAUAUAAAUCGCUUUUAUACCACUACAUAUUUUCUCACCCAAACUCAUCAUUUCCAAAGUUUUUUGCAUGAAUGCCCC